Messenger RNA from Sinocyclocheilus anshuiensis, 320 nucleotides. Its product is annotated as proline-rich protein 12-like. The record is from RefSeq and is a predicted model, not a curated record. The transcript has 2 exons. Lineage: Eukaryota; Metazoa; Chordata; Actinopteri; Cypriniformes; Cyprinidae. The coding region runs from base 42 to 287 and encodes 81 amino acids.
CUCCUCCCCUUUUGUCCUCAGAUGAGCUUUAUCUCCCACCCAUGAGAAAGAUUGACAGUAUCCUCAACGAACAGAAACGAAGGCUGUUGAGAAGGGUCAACAUGAGUGUCCAGCAUCAGGAGGCACUGCACAUGUUCCCUCAAAUGACAGCAGACCCCCGAGACUCUGGAGCGGUUAAAGUGCACCUGGGUGGUGAGAGUUACAACCGCAAAACCCUCAACAGAGUCAAAAGGAGCCUUCCCAAACAGCAGGCAUGUUGUAUACACAAUUGUUUCUCACUUACAUAAUUAAGCCGUCCAAUAAGAAGUAUUUGGGCAUUU